ACUGCACCCUGCCUGACAUGGCAGCCACCAUCCCGCCACCACCACCAGACCCCCAGUUUGUCCUCCGAGGCACCCAGUCGGCCGUGCAUGCACUGCACUUCUGUGGAGGAGCCCAGGCUGAGGGGCGCCCACUCCUCUUUUCGGGGUCUCAGAGUGGCCUGGUGCACAUCUGGAGCCUGCAGACACGGAGAGCCGUUGCCACCCUGGACGGCCAUGGGGGCCAGUGUGUGACUUGGCUGCAGACGCUGCCCCAGGGGCACCAGCUCCUCAGUCAGGGCCGGGACCUGAAGCUGUGCCUAUGGGACCUGGCAGAGGGCAGGAACACCGUCAUGGACUCUGUGCGCCUGGAGAGUGUGGGCUUCUGCAGGAGCGCCAUCCUGGCCGGGGGGCAGCCCCGCUGGACACUGGCUGUGCCGGGGAAGGACAGUGAUGAGGUUCAGAUUCUGGAGAUGCCAUCCAAGACGUCAGUGUGCACCCUGAAGCCAGAGGCGGAUGCCAAGCCGGGCAUGCCCAUGUGCCUGGAGCUGUGGCAGGCCAACUCCAGCCCCCGCCCACUCCUUCUGGUCGGCUACGAGGACGGAUCGGUGGCCCUGUGGGACGUCUCUGAGCGGAAGGUGUGCAGCCGCAUCGCCUGCCACGAGGAGCCCGUCAUGGGCCUUGACUUCGACUCCCAGAAGGCCAGGGGCGUCUCAGGCUCCGCAGGGAAGGCGCUGGCUGUCUGGAGCCUGGAUGGGCAGCAGGCCCUGCAGGUCAGU
Molecule: messenger RNA, 755 nt
Organism: Galeopterus variegatus (Sunda flying lemur)
Lineage: Eukaryota; Metazoa; Chordata; Mammalia; Dermoptera; Cynocephalidae
Gene: GNB1L
Product: guanine nucleotide binding protein (G protein), beta polypeptide 1-like
Exons: 5
Molecular function (GO): protein binding
Source: RefSeq, a predicted model, not a curated record